UCAUGUGAGGAGGGUGAGGGUGGAGAGACAGCCCAGCAGCCUGCCUCAGCUGCCAGCCAUCUCGCGAGAGGUGGCGGCCGGAGGGUGGCCUCGCCGCAUAAAUUGCCGAGGGAGGCAGGAGCGCAGUUGCAGUAUUGCCAGAGGGGCUUGGGUAGCGGCUGGUGCAGGUGGGUGUGCUUGGGCGCUGGUAACUGUGUGGUGGGCUUAGAAUCUCCGUCUUUUCCCGGAUACUAAAACAUUCAAGACCAAAUCAUGGAUGCAUUGUCGACUGAUGCACAGCAGAAUGUGGUUUCCAGGGUUGCCAACCUUCCCCUGGUGAGUUCCACCUAUGAUAUGGUCUCCUCUGCUUAUGUCAGCACAAAAGAUAACCACCCUUAUCUGAAGUCUGUAUGUGAGAUAGCAGAGAAAGGAGUGAAGACCAUCACUGCAGUGGCCAUGACCAGUGCUUUGCCUAUCAUCCAGAAGCUGGAGCCACAAAUUGCAGUUGCCAACAACUAUGCUUGUAUAGGACUGGACAAAGUAGAAGAGAGACUGCCUAUACUGUAUCAACCAAGUGAUAAGGUAGUUGCUAAUGCAAUGGAUGCAGUUGCUGGAGCAAAGGAUGCUGUAACAACUACUGUUACUGGUGCCAAGGAUACUGUUGCACAUACCAUUAAUGGAGUUGUGGGCAAGACUAAAGGAGCUGUUCAGGACAGUGUGGAGUUGACCAAGUUGGUUGUCAGUGGCAGCAUUAACACUGUUCUGGGAAGUCGGAUGGUGCGUCUUGUCACUAGUGGAGUGGAUACUGCACUUAGCAGAUCAGAAACUCUUGUAGACCAAUACCUCCCCCUUACAGAAGAAGAGCUAGAAAAAGAAGCUACAAAAGUAGAAGGAUUUGAAGUGGGAGUUCAGAAGCCAAGUUACUACGUUAGACUAGGAUCUUUGUCUUCAAAAGUCCGAUCACGUGCCUACCAGCAGGCCUUAAUAAAAGUUAGAGAUGCUAAACUCAGAAGCCAAGAGACAAUUUCUCAGCUAAAUUACACUGUUAAUCUGAUUGAAUAUGCAAGAAGGAAUAUGAACAGUGCCAAUCAGAAACUCCAAGAUGCCCAACAGAAGUUGUAUAAUUCUUGGGUAGAAUGGAAGAAAAACACAGGCCAAAAUGAGGAGGAUGAGUCAUGUAGUGCUGAGCACAUUGAAUCACGCACACUCACAAUUGCACGGAAUCUGACUCAGCAGCUUCAAACCACCUGCCUCACCCUGGUGUCAAAUAUUCAAGGCUUGCCACAAAACAUCCAGGAUCAGGUGCACCAUGUUGGGGCAAUGGCAGGAGACGUCUACAGAAGCUUCCGCUCAGCAUCUUCCUUCAGAGAAGUGUCCGACAACCUGAUUGUAACCAGUAAAGGGCAGCUGAAGAAAAUGAAGGAGUCCUUGGAUGAUGUGAUGGAUUAUCUUGUAAACAACACACCACUCAACUGGCUGGUUCCAGAUUUCACUAUCACAGACUUGUCUUCAGAAUCUGAUGAGAUUCCAGACAUCUUGGCUUUGGAUGAGGAAGGCCUGCAAGACUAUUCACGCUCAAAUGGCCCAAUCACUACAGGACAAAGAGCUGAAUAAACAUCAAGCACAAAAACUGUUCCUUUGAUUCAGUAUAUGUUAUGAUUUUUGGGGUGGGUUUUUUUUUUUUUUGCUAACGUCUCCUUUUCGGAAUGGAAUUACUUAGUUCUUGGGAGUACAGGGCUGUUUUUAUAAUUUUUGUUUAAUUUAGAUCAAUUAACAUUCUGACAACUGCUUUUUGGGGGUAUUAUUGUUACUGUAUUUUGGAUCACACAUUAGCUUAACAUUUUAGCAUGGGUGGCGAGCCCCUUUGUCCUACAGGCCAGAUCAAUUUACUUAUCUGGUCAGAUAUCAAUUUAAGAUUGCAUCACAAUUUGGUCAGCAUGCAACAGCUGCUGCAACAAUACCCCACCACUUUACAUGAAAGCCUGUCUAAACACAAUUUGCCGAAUUAAGUUUCCUUCUUCAGUUUCUCUGCAAAACACACUGUACUUACAGCUUUGCUUGCCAGGAAGAAAACAAGCUAGGAUCUUAUGAUCCUCAUCUCUUUCUGUUUCACUCUGAUGUGUCUUGGCAACUGUCUGACUUUGUAUACUAAGCUUGAAAGAAAAAUGAAAGACUCUGUGUUUCUCUUCUUUAUGACUUUCUCAUCUGCUAUACUGUUGCUCCAGCCAAGACAAGGCCAAAUUCUCACAAAAGAAAAACCUGUGACUGCAGUAUACCACUUUCAACUGCAGGCUGGAGCUUUCAUGAUUUAAUGCAACUCCAGGCAAAUAAUUCCCUGUACAGCAAAAAUUAGCAUGUGAGUGAGAAGGCUAGACUGGAACUAUUUCCCCCAACAUCUAUCUACUUUUCUACAUGAAGGGAAACAUUUAUGCAUACGGAUAUUCAGUCAUGUGAGUCCCAUCUGCAGUCAGGGGUGGGACAGUCCAGGCACAGGUUUUGCCACCACAAUAAGAGGCCUAAAGGAGUCUGGAGUUGGAAGAGCUAGUGAUUCAUUUACUGAGGUAGUUGCAGCAGGUUUGAAAAAUGUGGACUUACAGGUUUAAUAAAUAUACAUGGCAAAAUUGAAGACUGAAAACCAGAAAGAAUGAGACCCCAAAGAGCAAAUGUAACUGUAGUGACAGAAAAGUGAAAAAUGGAAAAAAGGAAAAUGUGAAUGAGAGGGAGAAAGCUAUCCACUGAAGCAAUGCUCUUGCUCAAUCCACAUUUGCUUAAGUGAGGUUUGUAUAGUUGUUAUAAUUUGCCAGCAAACUGAUCUACAUUUCUUAAUGCAAACUAGAAGUGUCAAGUGGAGCUCUAAGUGGGUAUUGCAGAGUCAGCCUUAUUUGACAAGAAGUUAACUUUUUCUUUUUGUUGAAAUGCCCUUGACAACAUUGGCAGUUUUGCUUUUAUUUAUGUGGGGUCAUGAGGGUAUCCUAUGGUGCUAAUUUUAUAAACGAGGCCCACAGAUCUGGAUUAAAGAAGUAAUUUGCCUCUCUCUGUAGCAUGAGGUGGACAUCCCCACUAUAAAGUAAUGUAAUACCAGAUUUAAUAUGAACAUCUUAAGAACUAGUCACUGAAAUGCCUUGAAAAUAAAGUUUGAACCAUAUAACUUGA
Hemicordylus capensis (graceful crag lizard) is the source of this 3132-nucleotide messenger RNA. RefSeq names its product perilipin 2 (gene PLIN2). The record is from RefSeq and is a predicted model, not a curated record. Gene Ontology annotation, biological process: lipid storage; positive regulation of triglyceride storage. Lineage: Eukaryota; Metazoa; Chordata; Lepidosauria; Squamata; Cordylidae. The transcript is spliced from 9 exons. The coding region runs from base 253 to 1593 and encodes 446 amino acids. Gene Ontology annotation, cellular component: lipid droplet; cytosol.